AUGGUCGCCCGCAGCACCAGCUCCACAGCAGUCGCAUCGGCAUGCAGCGGCCACGCGGAAAACAACCCAAGGCCAGCAUCGUCGGAGACAAAGACUCUCACGCCCGGCGAGAAACCAGCCUCCCCCUACCCGGCUGCAGCGCAGGAUGACAACAACGACUACCCCACGGCCUGGAGGCUCGUCCUCAUCUCCGUGGCGCUUUGCCUUUCGGUGUUCUGCAUGGCCCUCGACAACACAAUCAUCGCGACGGCGAUCCCCCGAAUAACAGACCAGUUCAACGCCAUCGAGGACGUGGGCUGGUACGGCUCCGCCUACCUCCUCACCACGUGCGCCGUGCAGCUCAUCUUUGGCAAGCUCUACACCUUUUACUCUGUCAAAUGGGUCUACCUCUUCGCCAUCCUGCUCUUCGAAGUCGGCUCGCUGGUGUGCGGUGCGACGCCCAACUCGAUCGGCCUGAUCCUCGGCCGCGCCAUAGCCGGCCUCGGCGCCGCCGGCAUCUUCUCCGGCGCUCUCCUCAUUAUCCAACGGAGUGUUCCUCUGCGUCAACGGCCCAUAUACAUGGGUGUGAUAGGCUCCAUGUACGGCAUUUCCUCGGUUGCCGGGCCCCUCAUGGGCGGAGCCUUCACCGACCACGUCAGCUGGCGCUGGUGCUUCUACAUCAACCUGCCGUUUGGGGCCGUCACUGUCGCCUUCAUCAUCCUGUUUCUGCAACUGCCCAAGCCUCCGUUCGCCAAGAAGCAUCUGACGCUGAAGGAGCAGGUCUUGUCUUUUGACCUGCUCGGCACAUCCAUGUUCAUUCCUUCCAUCGUCUGUCUCCUGCUGGCGCUGCAGUGGGGUGGAACCAAGUACGCCUGGAAGGAUGGCCGCAUCAUUGCCUUGUUUGUCGUCUUUGGCGUCUUGAUGGUUGGAUUCCUCGCCGUUCAGGCCUGGCUGCAGGAGGGCGCGACGGUUCCUCCGCGCGUCUUUUUCAACAGGACUGUUUGGACGUGCGCCUUUUUCAGCGCCUGCCUCGGGGCGUCCUUUUUCAUCAUGAUCUACUACCUUCCCCUCUGGUUCCAAGCCGUCCAGGGAGCCACCGCCAUCCAAUCGGGUACCAAGAAUCUACCCCUGCUUCUUUCCCUCGUCAUCAUCUCCCUCGUCUCUGGCGGCCUCGUGUCCACCUUUGGCUACUACGCCCCCUUCAUGCUCAUGUCCACCAUCCUGAUGUCCGUCGGCGCAGGCAUGCUCUCCACCUUUACCGUAGACGCCUCCCCCGCUCACUGGAUUGGCUACCAAGUCCUCUUUGGCGUCGGGGUCGGCAUGGGCAUGCAGCAGACAAUGGUCGCUGUGCAGGCAUCCCUCAGCGGCUCAGACGUGGCCAUUGGCUCUGCCAUUGUCAUUUUCGCCCAGACUCUCGGCGGCGCGCUCUUCAUCUGCGUGGCCCAAAAUGUCUUUCAGAACAAGCUGGUCUCCAACAUUGCUGCUGCGCACAUUGCCGGUCUGGACCCCAUCAAGAUCGUCUCGAUUGGCGCCACCGACAUCCGGACUCUUGUCCCCAAGGAGUUCAUGCCUGUUGUCUUGGGCGCUUACAAUGACGCCGUCACCAACACGUUUUACGUGUCUGCUGCUGUGGCUUCUCUAUCCAUUGUUGGCUCUUCGUUUGUUCCGUGGAUUUCUGUAAAGGGGAGCAAGAUUGACGUGGCUGUUGCUUGA
This is a messenger RNA of Ustilaginoidea virens, 1692 nucleotides long. RefSeq lists its product as uncharacterized. Gene Ontology annotation, biological process: transmembrane transport. Bases 1 to 1692 code for a protein of 563 amino acids. The record is from RefSeq and is a predicted model, not a curated record. The transcript is spliced from 3 exons. NCBI's taxonomy places the organism in Eukaryota, Fungi, Ascomycota, Sordariomycetes, Hypocreales, Clavicipitaceae. Gene Ontology annotation, molecular function: transmembrane transporter activity.